Messenger RNA from Triticum aestivum (bread wheat), 1076 nucleotides. RefSeq lists its product as uncharacterized. The record is from RefSeq and is a predicted model, not a curated record. Bases 89 to 724 code for a protein of 211 amino acids. Lineage: Eukaryota; Viridiplantae; Streptophyta; Magnoliopsida; Poales; Poaceae. The transcript has 2 exons.
UUCCCACGCUCUCCCUUUGCUUUCGCAUUCCCAAUCUCAAGCUCCAACGCUCGAGCUUUUCUCCUCCCACCCACACCCUUCCGAAGCCAUGGCUGGGUCCGAUUCCAAUGGCAAGUUGGAGGCUUCCUCCGCCAAGGAGAAGGAGGUGGCCGAGCUCCGUGCAGCGGGGUAUAUGACCGCCGAGAUCCGGCAUCGGCUCCCCGACCCAGGGCAGAUUAUUCCUACCACGAAUCCAGGGGAAAGAGUGGUGUUCAUCCACCACUUUCUCCGCGGACUGGGAUUUCCCCUUCAUCAGUUCGUCCGUGGGUGGAUGUUUUUCUACGGGCUGGAUUUCCACGAUCUAGCCCCAAACGCCAUCCUCAACAUCAUGGCAUUCAUCAUCGUGUGCGAGGCCUUCCUCCGCGUCCGCCCCCACUUCGGCCUGUGGCUCAAAACUUUCAACGUGAAGCCGAAAGUGGUUGGUGGGGAGCAUGCGGACUGCAGCGGCGCCAUGGUGAGCAAGCUCACAAACGCCAUCUGGCCCAAAGGUACGUUCAUAGAUACGGUGAAGCUCUGGCAGCAGGGGUGGUUUUACAUCACCGAGCCCCGCGGCAAUAACUGGGCGGCUGCCCCAGAGUUCCGAUCCGGAACCCCAAUGCGGCUCAAAUCCUGGAAUGCCAAGGGCCUAGAUUGGGGGGAAGCCGGGGAAGUGGCGGCGCUGCAAAGCGCAUCGCCAAGAAAAUGAGGGAGGGUAUCAAGCUCACCCACGUAAUCCAGGUGAUGCUCUUCCGCCGGAUACUCCCAUGCCAACGGCGAGAUAAGCCCAUGUGGGAAUUUGAUCCGGCGGGCAACCAGACCCUGAAGCGCUUCUUCGGCACUACGCACGAAGACAUAUGGAAGCAACUGUUCAAGGGCCAGGAAGAUUGGCCAGAGGAGACCGAAGACAAAGGCUAUUUUGUCGAUAAGAUACCCUCCAAGGGCUGGACUGUGAAGGCGGAACAUAUUCGGUGUCUGGCUCCGCUGCCGGAGGCUCCAGCAACUCACCUACUAACGCAGAUGUUGGAGGCGGCUCCAUACGAGCCGUCGAAGAAGAAGAC